CAUCUAUCUUGGGCCUUAGGUGUGAUUUUAUUGUGAUAGUCAGAGCGAGUCAAGUUUUUGGCGCUGUUGUCCGGGAACUUCGGUCUGUUAUCGUGAAAAGAUUGUUUGGUGUUAAUCUAGUUUUUAUUUCCAGUUUUGCUAAGGGCGAAGUGUGCUUGUGCUAGACGUGUUGUGUUCUUUAAGUGUGUGUAGGUAGGUGCAUGACCCGGAGCAAUCCGCCGCCUUUAACACCCCUGGACGAGGACAUCAACCGGACUCUCCGACUUUUAGCUCGAGAGAGGGAGCUAGCGGAGGCAAGAAGGAGAAGUGAAGAGAGGGGACAACAAGUUGGUCCCCGAUUUGAAGGAAUUGAAGGAGAAGUUGAAGUUGAGAUGUCGGCAAAUCAACCUCAAGCUGCCAAUCCGGCUCUGAAUCCAAAUGCGGUGGCGGGAGCCGAGGAAGAACCAAGGACCAUGGGCUAUUACAUGGCUCCACGAGCAGCGCAUAUCUAAUCUACCAUCUUACAUCCACGCGUGGCCACCAACAACUUUGAAAUCAAGACUGCCCUAGUCA
This is a messenger RNA of Linum trigynum, 552 nucleotides long. The record is from the annotation of a GenBank genome assembly. Lineage: Eukaryota; Viridiplantae; Streptophyta; Magnoliopsida; Malpighiales; Linaceae.